AUGUGUGACCAAGAUGUAGCCGCUUUACCUUCCACAUCCAAGAUUCAAAGCGGACUACCUGUCGUCGACCUGGGAUAUCAACUACAGCGAGCAACAACAUUCAAUGACACCGGCAAUUGCUACAACUUCUUAAACAUCAGAUAUGCUCAAGCUCCGACCGGCCAGCUUCGCUUCAGAGAGCCUGCCUACCCCAAGCUGGACCGCGUCAGAGUGAAGACAGGGGAUGUCGAACGAAUAUGCCCGCAAGCCAGGACAGUAUGGUCUGCAACGUCUUUGCAGUUCGUCCAACAGUAUCUCCAAGGCAAAACUCAAUUUCUGCCGACAGACUUUCCCGUAAAUGGGUCCGCUGUGCUCGAUGCCUUUGUCCAAAGCCAAGAUCCACGCGAGAGUGAGGACUGUCUCUUCCUGAACAUUAUGGUCCCAAAGCAGAUCUUUGAUAACCGCAAGAAUCGGAAGACCAAGAAAGCCGCUGCUCUGGUCUGGAUACACGGAGGUGGCUAUACGGCUGGCAGUAAGACUAGCGAUGGUAGUCCAGCUGGUCUGCUAGCAAGAAGUCAAGAUAACGAAGGAGAAGGUGUUAUCUUCACCGCCAUGAACUAUCGGCUCGGCGCUCUGGGUUUCAGCAGUGGCCCGACUUUCACGAAAGACGGCGGGACAGCUAAUGCAGCUCUGUAUGAUCAAAGGGCCGCUCUGAUCUGGGUGCAGCAGCAUAUUCACCUUUUUGGUGGCGGUCCCAAGCGGAUUACGGUUAUCGGUGAAAGUGCAGGCGCCGGCUCUCUGAUGCAUCAGAUCACAGCCUUCGGAGGGAAGCCUCCAGCGCCACUCUCGCAGGCAAUCCUGCAAUCUCCCGGCUUCCAACCAGUGACAUCGGCAACGCAGCAGGAGGCGACAUACAACACAUUCCUUGACCUCCUCAACGUGACGAACCUCGCUCAAGCCCGGCAACUCCCAUCAGCCUCACUCCGCCUCGCCAACAUCCUUCAAGUCGGCUUGUCACCCUACGGCCAAUUCACAUAG
Messenger RNA from Fulvia fulva, 1017 nucleotides. RefSeq names its product Carboxylesterase patB. The transcript has 2 exons. The coding region runs from base 1 to 1017 and encodes 338 amino acids. NCBI's taxonomy places the organism in Eukaryota, Fungi, Ascomycota, Dothideomycetes, Mycosphaerellales, Mycosphaerellaceae. The record is from RefSeq and is a predicted model, not a curated record.